CGGCGCCCCUUCUUGCGCUCGCCUUUAAACCUAGAGCGUCGUUCCCCAGGAAUCACGCGGUCCAAAAGCCACAAGAGAUUGUGCACUUAAUUUCAAAACAAUACCAAUCUUUCGCGCCUUUUUUUAACCUGCUGAAUGGUCUGCAUCACAUUUUGAAAUUUUCGACAUUUCGGACCAAGGCAUCAUCCGCCCUCUCACGGAUGAUUCCGAAACGGGACGCUUCCAAAAAUACCAAAAUGCUGGACAUACUUGUGUGAGUGUGUGUUGGUGUUAAGAAUUUAACGAAAAGUGCGCAUGUACACAUUUCCUCCUUCAGAAGCUGGAGUUUCGUGUUUUCUGAGCACGAUUCUGAAAGAGGUGCUACCUGGUGCUGUGUAAAUAGCCCUAAUACGGCCCGUUAUGGAUUCCCAGUCAAUGGGGGCAUUAUGCAGACCGAGGAAGUCGCGCCCCGUUCACAAUCCACGGGGCUAGACGGGUCCCUGACCGAUACUUUGCCCUUUCCACAUCCUCUACAUCAUACUCUCCCAGCACUUAUACACAUGGCUGUCAAACAGGAACCUCAGGAAGAGGAGGAACGAGGACGUGAAUCUCAUAACUUAGGAUCUCAAGCUGAAGUGCAAACAACACAAGUUUCUGGUGAUGUUACCCACGGCCACCUACUGCAAGGAAAUCAACAGGUGCAGGGACAAUCGCCUCAGGACAAUUUAAACAGAGGCAGCAGACCCAGUCGGGGACGCAGAAAGUCACGGUGGAAGCUUAAGUUUCACCACCAAGCAUUGCCUCCUGAGUAUCUGGACCAUUAUGAAGCAGCUCUUGCUCAAGAAGCACUAAAUGCUUCACCAACACCAGUUUCUGAAACAACACCACCUAGUCCAACUCCCACAACUUCCACAUCGACUCCAAGUCCGAUAGCUGAUGUCCACAGUUGGCUCCAGCGAAUCGCUGCCAUGCAGCAGGAGCUCUCUCCAGUUCCGACGAGUCCUCAACCCAAUCUCACUCCAUUCGCGAACCCGAGAAGAUCAGUCAUAACUUCAACUCCUACCCACCCCUAUGGUAAUCAGCAAUACUCUCAGCAACAAUCCCAACCGUCUCCAAGACCUCCUAUGAAGUACUCUGACUUACCUUACAUGGGGGAGAUUACCUUAGACAAUAGCAAACCCAGAAGAGGUCGGAAACCCAAAAAGGCUGACAUUUGUCACCUUAUCUACAAAAAUUAUGGUACGAUCCUUCCUGGAACACCAGGCCACGAGGAGAUAAAACCCAGGGAGAAACUAGAGAGGGAUCAACCUCAGAUUCCCUUUCAGCGAACUGAUAUCCAAAAUAGGAUCAGCAGCCUCCUAGAGAAAAGACUCACUCAGGAAUCUCGGCGGACUCUUGCCCUAGCCGAAUCUAUCAAGGAACAAGAAGAACCUUUAAAUCUCUGCGUUAGGGAUUUAAAUCAGUUGAAGAUUAGACUUUUGAGAAAGCACGGGAAUGUUUACGAGUCUGGUCAGCUAAAGAGCGAGGUGUCAAGUGACAACGAGGAGAUCGAAUGUCUAGGUGCCACGUAUACUGAUCCUAUGCGACAAGAGUCUGUCAAUAAUAACAAUAUCAAUAACAACAACGACAAUAUUAACAAUAACAAUGAUCCCUCGAGCCCUAAUCCUGGGUUUGUCUACUGGCCCAACGCCGGUGUUUUCAUCCAUCCAAUGGCCCUCCAGUCUCAGUUUCUUUACUACCAGAAAAUGGCGCAGAACGAGAAAAACUUCCCACGAAUGGAAACCUCGCCCAAAGAGCAGAAAAUCAUUCCCAAGUCCUUAUACUCGAUGCUGGAAUCAAACUGUCCCACGCCAGUGCCUCCAGCUCCUCCACCAUUAGUACCAGCCCCAGCACCUGUCUCGCCAAGACCGAAGAGAAAUGCCCCUGGCAAUCAACAGAGCCAACCGACAAAGCGUAAGCGGUCAGCCAUAUUCAUCCCGCCGAUGCCAACAGAGAACAACAAUAAUCCUGCGACUGAGGUCAGUAUAUGCAAGUUCAAGUUCACUGGAGGAGCCAAACCUAGUCUUCAGGAGAAGAAGAGCCUCUCCGUUGAUUCUGGAGGGAACUUUAGGUAUUAUAGUGGAACUGGUGAUAAAAGUAUGAGAGGUUACGAGUUUUUCCCUAGAGAAGCUCUCCAGCAGCCAGCUGGUCAGGCUGGAUCAUCUGCUGGAGCUUUCCUAAACGCAGCUGCCGAGAGGAUCCCUGUUGCUCCCUGUCAGAGGACUUUGGCUCAGGAUGAUGGCAGACGAAAAAGGAAGACCAGAAAGUCUCUUCAGAGGGAGAAGCUUGAGCAGACAUUCAAGGAAAAGGGGUUCCUGAUACAGACCCAGCAGCUGGAGUCAGCUGAGGGCGCCACUUACUGCAAGUUUCGUCAGCUGCGGAAGUUUACGAGGUACCUGUUCAGGAGUUGGAAGGACUACCUUCCAGGAAGUGUAACAGGAGGACCAGAUGGCGAAGUGCCGGAACCAGAUGGCGAGAGUGAUCCUUCAGCUAGUUCACCUAGUCCUCAUCCUAGUUUGGUGGACAUUCCACCAAAUCUUCUUGAGGAACCUCGGAUUCUGCCUCUUACGUAAGACUGGAAUUUUGCAUCUAGCAAAAUUAUCAAGGAAAGAUUGUACUUGUUAGGAUCGACUAGAAACGUACAAAUUUUAAAGUGGACAUCUGAAAUACGAGAUUCUUGCAGCCUAUUUCUGGACUUUUUCUUCCUCUUCUUUUCCUUUUCUCCUAUCUUCAUCCAACCUGCCAUCCUUAUCUUAUUUUUUGCCUCUUCUUUGACUCUUUCCGCUGAUCGAGUUGCCCUUUUUCCAGUCCCUGAUCUCAUUUUCUUCUUUUUUGGCUUCUUACCUUGACGUCCUUCGCUUUAAUCCCAUCGACCAUCUCAUAUAUUUCUUAUGUAUCACUUCUACUUUUUCUGUUCCUUCCAGUCCUACAACUCCGCCCUGUACAUCAAUAUACUUUCCGCUCGAAGUCCUCUUUAAAUCUUUAUGUGGAACUUUUUUAAUGUUUUACAUAAGUGACGUCAUUACUUGUUAUUUUGUCUGCAAGAAUCUGCGUUCUGGUAUAGCUGUCCGCGUUUCAGAGAAUUUCCACACUCGUUGAAAAAACGACCGGAAAUGACUGGUGUCAUAAUAAUCAUUGCAAUUUCUCGUGUCUUGAUUACGCUUCGCUUCGCUGUGAGUUUCUCCAAGCAAUGUGGAAUACGUUCACGAAGGAAUGACUGGAUUUUUUAAAGUGCUGUUUUUAAGAGAUAGGACUCAUAUUCAAUUGUAAGUUAGAGUACUGUCUUUUCAAAUUUAAAACUUGAAGUUCUGUUAGAAGGAUAAUAAAAUCAAAUAGAGUGAUGUAGGUACAGAUGCUUGAUUUAAUGCAGCAAGUCGACUGAUUGAGUUACCAGUCGCGAGUGAUCAUUGUUCUAUGAAUGAGUGCAAGUGAGCUGCGAAUGGAUUCUGUGAUACGUGCAAACGUUUGGCAACUCGUAUUCAGCUUUAUUUGUGUUGGGAAGGGUAUCAUGCGAGCGAUAAUUGCUCAAUCUACCAUAUUAUAAGCAACUUUCCGUUGAAUGUAUGGUAUCUCAAUCAAAUGUCUAUCGGUUCUGCAAUCAGUAUCAAGAGAGUUAUUUUUUAAAUGUAUCAAGACUAUAUCUAAAAAAAUUUCUAUUCGCAGCAAAAAAUGGCAGUAUCUAAGAGACCGAUUAAAAACAAGUGCCAAUGGAAUUCCAAUAAGUUGUGAAUAAAGUCCCAUUAAAUUACAGGUAUGGGACAAACCAUUCGUAAAGUAACAAUUUUUAAAAAGGCCCAAUAGGGACAAAAGUAGCAUUUACAUUCCAUAUUGUAUUUUUGAAAUACUUUUCAACAAGUGAUCGUACGACUCUUUUAUCCAAAAGUCAUGUUUCAGAAGGACUUUUUAAGUACACAAGUUCCAGAAAAGUCCCACCCAACUUAAAUUUAAUAGGAUUUCGAUCAACAAAUUGGGAUGUUUUGGGUUUCAAUUUUAUGAAAAACUUUGAAUCUGUCUGAAGAAUCGUGAACAUUGCAGUUCACUUCUUUGGCGCUAAUCUUAAAAAAAAUUGCAGGAUUUUUCUUAAGAAUUCUCCAAAAAAAAUCUAAAAUAUUUGUUGGCGAUUUUGAACCAAUCUAUUUAGAUUAUUAUUACACUUUCUAAAUAGGAAAAGAAGCAAUCCAAAGAUUUGUAAUGCAUAGCUAAAACAAAUCGAGGUAAACUUAUUUGAACCCAAUUAAAAUAAAUCUAUAUUCGUAAACAAACCCUGCAGAUUAGAACUACCUCACUUUUCGGCUCAUUGGAGAAAAAAAUUAAGCACAAUUGAAAAAAAGGAGAAAAAGUCAAAUAAAACCAACCUCUUACUUUUUAAUUUCUCCGUUUUUUAGAAUACUAGGGAACCAAUAUCUAUCGGACCAAUCCCGCUCAUCAGGGAAUAUUUAUAGAAAAAAUCCAAGAUCUGACUAACAAAUUCUUGUGCUAGUAGAAAAUCAAACGUAAUACCUGCAAUUAAAAAUAGAUAUACACAUAUAUACAUAUCCAUCUUUAAAAAAGGUAAUUUUCAUCUAAUUUGGCAUUAAUUAGUAUAAAAAGUGAUGAAGAUAUAAAAAUAUUACUUUAUAAUAAGAAUGAAAAGCAAUCAUUUUAACCAAAAAGACAAACUUUUUGCUGAUCACAAGAUUUAUUUGUGUUAAUUAAAGAAAUAGCCUGAUAUUUAUAACAGAUUCUCGCAAAUUAUCAAUGAUAAUUUCUAAUUUUAAUUAAUUUCCUUAAGAAAUAAUAAUAUUUGUAAUUCGAUCUUUUCCAAAAAUUAUUUAUAAUUAAAAAAUUAUGAUGAUCAAAUUUCUGUGUAUGGAUGUAUAUAUUAUAAUCCAAUAUUUUUUACACAGUGUAUCACGAUUCUAAUUAAAAUUAUGUUCAAAAUCAGAAAGAAAGUCUCCCAAAUUAAGAAGUUUUAUUUUAAUAUAUAUUAAAAAAUUAAAAGUUAAUAUAUUAGAAAGAUAAUCAUUCACAACAAUUUCUCAAAAGGAAGAGAAAAGGACAUUCUGGUGAAUAUUGUUGAAUUAAUUUUAUUUUUGUAUAAAAAAGAAAAUAACAAUAUAGAAAAAUACUUCUAUUAAUGAGACCUUGUAGUUUUUCUACAAAUAAUAAGUUAUAAGACAGUUUAAAUUGGCCUCUAAGCAUGUUAAUUCCCUAGUAGUAUAAAGAAGACGGAGAAAGGAAAAAGUAAGAGGUUGGUUUUGGUUGACUUUUUCCUCUUUACUGCCCUUCCUUUAAAUGUUUGUUUUAUGUCUCCAAUGAGCCGAAAAGUUAGGUAGUUCGGAAAUUUAGUUUUUAAUUGUGAAUAUUUGUAUGCUCCUUUUGCAGAAAAUUAUUCAUGAAAAAAUUGAUUUCUUUUCGAUUUUAAAUUAAAAUAUAAAGGUUUUUGUGUACUUGAGUUGUACGUCAGCCAUGUUAUUUAAGGAACUCCUAUAAGAACUUAGAAAAAAAAAUGAAAAAAUAAUAUAAUAAUUUUCUAGUACUUUUAUCCCUAUUUGGACCUAUAAACAAUUUUAAGAAAAACUGACACUUUACUACCCAAAUUGGAUACCGAUGGGACUUAUUCGAAUAGAACUCAAUAUAAAUUUGAAUAAACUCUUAUUUUAAAUAAGCUAUUUUCCUGAAGAAUGAAUAGAUUUAGAUUUAUGAUGAAAUAAUCAGGUACUGGCAAUAUCUUGAUUUGCAAAGAAAAUAGGUGAGCAUUGUACCCACUCGAAGAUAAUUAAUAAGAUUGAAGAACUUGUGAGUCUAUAAUACGCAAUCGCGCAAAUGAUAUGGGGCUACUAAUUAGGUUUUAGUGCAUUUAACAUACCAGGAUCACCUCGCACACAUAGAUAUAAUAAACGUGAGUGUAGUCCAAGAAUCCGUGUCCUUGUCAUCGAUUAAAUAAUGAUCCUGUAAAUUUGAAUACACAGCUUUGUGCCAAAGAUGGGAGACUGGAAUGUAAAUAGGUGUAAUAUGAAGCGCGAGAAUGUGUUCACCAAAGAGUGGUUGUUGUCGGUUGAUUUCUAUUCAACGAAUUCAAAAUAGAAAUUAAAAUUGAUAUUAAAAUAAAAAUAAAAAUUAAAAUAUAUAUUCAAAUUAAAAUUAAAAUUAGGAUUGAGACUUGGAACCGAGGAGACUUGAAUACUGGAAAGUAGGAUCAGUGCGUUUGGGUGAAGGAGAGUGAUAAAGUGUUGUUAUCAAUAUUUUUGUAAACGUUAUAUUAUUAAUAACGGAAUCUAACGAAGUCUAGUCUUAUUUAUACUCUCGUUACAUCGGAGACUUUAGUUAAAAUGGUUACGACAAAAUAUUCAAAUUUCGUGCUAAGUUGUAAUGUGCCAUUUCAUGCUUACAAUGUCAAAAUGUUUGUAAAGCAAGAAGCCGUCCGAGUACUCGUAUUUUUCACGCUACUAUCCACUUUUAUGAAUCAUCUCGCACGAAUGCUCAUUGUACAGAGAGAUCAUUCUUUAUAUAGCUUUUAAUGAAAAAAUGUACUGUUAUAUUAAAUA
Molecule: messenger RNA, 6545 nt
Organism: Belonocnema kinseyi
Lineage: Eukaryota; Metazoa; Arthropoda; Insecta; Hymenoptera; Cynipidae
Exons: 4
Coding region: 426-2591 (721 amino acids)
Source: RefSeq, a predicted model, not a curated record